Messenger RNA from Dendronephthya gigantea, 888 nucleotides. RefSeq lists its product as uncharacterized. Gene Ontology annotation, molecular function: carbohydrate binding. The coding region runs from base 222 to 824 and encodes 200 amino acids. The record is from RefSeq and is a predicted model, not a curated record. The transcript has 3 exons. NCBI's taxonomy places the organism in Eukaryota, Metazoa, Cnidaria, Anthozoa, Malacalcyonacea, Nephtheidae.
CAAACUGCUCUCUCUGAAGGCUACUCUUCUCCUCUAUUUUGUCCUAUGAUAUUUCAGGUGUUGCUGGUUUCUUUGUAAAACAUGUGAAAACAGGAAAGUGUAUCUAUGACACAGCACGAAUACAGUCACAAGGCUCGUACUGGGGCAGCCUGUCUUUUCUUGAACUCUCCAACAACUGUCUGGAUCCAGCUGCUCAGUUUCGGUUUCGUGAUAAUGGCGCCAUGUUGAAUUUGAAAAGACAAGGAUGCCUUGCUAUCUAUAGAAAGCACAGGUUUCCUGAAAUGUUUUGGGUCUACGUUCCUGCUACCCCAGAAGUUAAAGAAAAAUCUGCCUGUGCUGACCGCCGGGUUAUAAAACAAACCUCUUGGGGAGGUUUAUCGGGACCUUAUCGUUCUGCAGGCAGGUGUGCAGACCCUGAUGGAUACAUAAAAACGACCACAAGCUGUGAAGACGGGGAGAAUAAACGUUUUAUUUUUGGUUCAGUGGCAUGUUAUGGAAAAACGACAGAGAAUGUCACUUGUCCUAAAGAUCAGUUCAUGGUGGUCAAGACUGCAUCUUACCGUGGAUUGUCUGACUCAAAGACAUGUGGUUUGAGUGAUGAUUAUAGUUGUACAGUUGAUGUAACAUGUCUUGUUAAGAAACAAUGUGAUGGUCAACAUGAGUGUAAAAUAACUGUGGAUGAAACCUUGUUCUCUGAUGACCUGUGUCCUGGAUUGAAAAAAUAUCUUUACUUUGAAUAUCAAUGUUUUGAUACAUCAAAACAAUACUCAUUAUGUGUGGAUGACGUGGAUCUGUCAGACUCAUCUCUACCAAACGAGGGUUGAUAAUUCUUCACACAGUUUCCUUCAAAAACUGCACUGACUUAUUCGUAAUAAUUGUUACCGCUAU